Molecule: messenger RNA, 207 nt
Organism: Penicillium verrucosum
Lineage: Eukaryota; Fungi; Ascomycota; Eurotiomycetes; Eurotiales; Aspergillaceae
Exons: 1
Coding region: 1-207 (68 amino acids)
Source: RefSeq, a predicted model, not a curated record
AUGGACCCUGAUUCGGACUAUGAGAUCGUCCCCGAGUCCCUACCUACGCUACUAAGUACCAAUCCUACCGAGCCACGGAUGCCUCUCCCGCCUGCCAAUAAGCAAUACAGUGACAGUGACAGUGACAGUGACAGUGAUGAGACUGGGACUAGGACUAGGGGAAAUAGACGUGGAAGGGGCCGGAAACGCGCUUGGGGACCUGGUUGA